Ooceraea biroi (clonal raider ant) is the source of this 1065-nucleotide messenger RNA. RefSeq names its product macro domain-containing protein CT2219. Gene Ontology annotation, cellular component: nucleoplasm. Gene Ontology annotation, molecular function: ADP-ribosylglutamate-[protein] hydrolase activity. Gene Ontology annotation, biological process: peptidyl-glutamate ADP-deribosylation; purine nucleoside metabolic process; DNA damage response. Lineage: Eukaryota; Metazoa; Arthropoda; Insecta; Hymenoptera; Formicidae. The record is from RefSeq and is a predicted model, not a curated record.
GCUGAUUGAAAAAUCUUCAAUUCACCGCGUUAGGGCAGCGGUGUCUUCGCGAUACGUUUAUCGAAUUCGUGCGGCGGAAUUGUCACAGCGGCGCCUCCUCGCUAUCAGCGACGUCGAUGACUGGCGAGAUUCUCGGAAUCGGAGCGAGUCGCGGAAUAUGCUGGUUCUGAAAGCGACCGUUGUUAGUUGCUCCCGCAGACGCGUCCGCGUCCUUCCGAGCUUCUUGUCGAGGUGCAAUUCGGCUGCGUCGACCAGUCCCUGUGGCAGAAUGUCGUUCGACGAGGAAAAACAGAAAUUCUUGAACAUGCCGGCGGAGGAGAAGCGAGGUUUCUACAAAGGUAGCGUCACCACCGUGGACCAGGUCCCCACGUGGCCGGAGUACUGGGACAAGAACAAGUCCAGCGUCGCCAGGACCCUCGAGAAGGCGGACAAGGUCGACGAGCAGUUGGCCGGCAAGGUGUCCAUGUGGCAAGGAGACAUAACGUCGCUCGAGAUCGACGCGAUCGUCAACGCCGCAAACUCGAGUCUUCUAGGUGGUGGUGGAGUCGAUGGAGCCAUUCACAGAGCGGCAGGACCGAAUCUGAAGAAGGAGUGUGCGACGUUAGGCGGCUGUCGAGUUGGCGAAGCCAAAAUCACGGGGGGUUACAUGCUCCCGGCCAAAUACGUUAUUCAUACGGUGGGUCCCCAGGGCGAGAAGCCAGAGAAAUUAAGGGAGUGCUACGAGAACAGUUUGGCGCUGGCUAAGGAGAAUCACCUGCGCACCAUCGCGUUCCCCUGCAUAUCGACUGGAAUCUACGGGUACCCGCAGAGGCCCGCGGCCAAGGUGGCCCUGUCCACGGUGAAGAACUUCCUCGUCGAGAAUAAGGACGCCGUGGACAGAGUUAUCUUCUGCUUGUUCCUGAAAACGGACAAGGAGAUCUACGAGGAUUUACUGCAGAAGUAUUUCGGUCUCGAUUAAGUCUAUCAGGUGAAUCUCCCAUUUUUGCAAGUUUCUUUACAAUAUUUAGUGUAAUUUCAUAUAAGGUUGUACCUCUGGUGAUAAAUAUAAAGCAUUAAGUUCUGCAA